CACACAGACGCCAUGCAGACAGACUGACCGACUGACAGCUGACCCUCAUCAUGUCCAUCAGCGUCAACCUGAAGAAGAUCUUCAACCUGCCGGGUCAAUCCGACAGGAAGGUCGAGCUCUCCUUCAGAGGUUUUACCCAUAAAACCAGAAUCCUGCACUGUGAGAACGUGGCCAUCUUCAACGAGUAUUUCCGAUGGCCUCACUACGGUAAAGGGAUCGGUGAUGAAGUUUUGUCUGUUAAAGUGUACAACUCCAGUAAAGUCUUCUCUAAUAGACUGCUCGGUCAGCUGGUGAUCAGUCUCCAGCAUGUGGUCACCUCAGGGGAGGUUGUUGCUCAGAGAGCCCCUCACUGAUGCCAACUACAGCCUGACUGAUAUCUUCAUCGAACUCGACAUCCGGUAUCACCCAAUCGAGGGAGCAGCAGGACCGUGGGACGGACUGGACUUCCUCAAAGUGGAGGACAAGGAUGAAUCAGCUCUGGUCAUCAGAAAUAAAGCAUUUGAGGAACCUGGUGAGAACAGUGUGAAGCCGGUGACCCGUCCAGACCAGAGGGAGAGGGAAGCUCGGCGAAUCGGCCACAGUCUGUCUCCACUCGGAGAAGACGAUGACGAUGAUGACGAUGACUAUUAUGACGACGACUUGGACUUUAACGUCAUUUUCACCUCCCUUCUGAGUCGUUGCAGGCCGCUCACCAGAAGUGCAGUUGCUGCAAUGCCCAGAGUUAAGAGCUUUCAGGUAAACGUGACCAUCCAGGAGGCUCAGAAGUUGGCUGGAGUAAACAUCAACCCUGCCGUUUUUGUCAGACUUGGAGGUCAGAAAAGAAACACGGGGACGCAGAAAUCCACCAACUGCCCCUUCUUCAAUGAGAACUUCCAGUUUGAGUUUCAGGAGUGUUCUGAGGUCUUCUUUGACAAAGUCAUUGAGAUAAAGGUGGUCCAUCGGGGGAUUCUGGCUUUCCUAAUGACACACAUUGGAACUUUUAAGAUUGACAUUUCCACCGUGUACAACCAGCCAGACCAUCGAUUCUACCAGAAGUGGGCUCCACUGACCGACCCGGCCGACACCAGGUCAGGGAUCAAAGGUUAUGUUAAAGCCACCAUCAACGUGCUGAUGAAGGGCGACGCUCUGACCAUGCCCAGUCUGUCACCAUCGUCCUCGUCUGGAGCCGCUGAAGACAUCGAAAGAAACCUGCUGCUUCCUCGUGGCAUGCCCUCCGAGCGUCCGUGGGCUCGGUUUCGUAUCCGGAUCUACCGGGCCGAGGGUCUUCCCACCAUGGGGGCGGGACUAAUGGCCAAGAUGUCUGUCUCUGACCGGGCUGUGUUCAUUGACCCCUACGUGCAAGUGACAUUCGCAGGUCAACAGGGGGAGACAUCAGUUGCCAGCGCCACCAACUGUCCGGUUUGGAACGAGGAGAUCUCCUUCAUUGAACAGUUUCCUCCUCUGGCUCAGAGAAUUAAAGUCCAAGUCCUCGAUGAUGCCAAAAUGGGGGACAUCGCUCUGGCAACACACUUCUUGGACCUGCAGCAGAUCUCAGAUCCCACUCGAAAUGGGUUUAACCCCACCUUUGGUCCAAGUUGGGUAAACCUUUAUGGCUCUCCUCAAAACUCCACUCUUGGAGAUGUGCACCAGGCUUUAAAUGAAGGUCUGGGUCAAGGAAUCUUCUAUCGAGGUCGAAUCCUCCUCGCUCUCUGCAUGGAGGUUUACUCGUCCCCCGCCGCUCUCAACACGGACACAGGUUCUAGUGCUGCAGCAAAGAUGAAAGGAGCUUUGGGGAAACUGGGAUUGAAGAGGAAGAAGAGCAGCAUGAAGGACAGGAAGGGAGGUGGAGGUGGAGCAGAUGAAGAUUUGGGUGAGGCACGAGAGGAGGUCCCUGAAACCGUGACUGUGGAAGUUGAGGAGACUCAUCCUCUGCCCGAGGGCUUUCUGGGACAGAAAGAGGAGUUUCUGCUGUUUGCGUCUCUGUUUGAGGUCACGAUGAUGGACCCGUCUGUGGGAACCAAACCGCUGUCUUUUGAGCUCUCUAUAGGUAACAACGGAAAGGUGGUGGAGGUCGGGGGAUCUAAAAAGGGCCAAAGCAAAGAGGAUCUGAGGAGGAGUCGGGAGGAACUGAUGAGGAGCAGGGAGGACCUGAAUGAGGAGACGCAGAUCCUGCUGGAGUCGGAGGACGAGCUGGAGGUGCAGAAUCCUGAACCUGAAAACAGAUCUUUGUCUGCUGCCAUGAGGCCCCAGUCCACCGAGUACGACGGGUCAUUCAAGUGUCUUCAGCUCCAGCCUCCCUCUGUGAAACUCAAGCCUUGCCUCUUUGUCUGGAGUCAGUUUGAAGAUCACUGUUUUCGUCUCUAUCUGGUCAACUUACUCAGCAAGAUGGCCGACAGACUAGAGAUCGGGCUGAACGAAGUGGAGAUUCUCUUGAGGAGGCCGAGGAGCAAAGUGAAGGAGCGUCUGGUGGAGGUGCUGCUGGAGCUGGUGGCCUCCUGCAGACAGUUCAGCAUUUUUUCCGAAAAGAAGUCUCAGUGUCGCCCGAACUUGCUGGACAAAUGCAGGAAGGAGUUCAUCAAGAAGAAGCUGGUUCUGGUGGCCAGACAGGCGAUCAGAGCCAGGAGACGCCUCACCAGAAAGACAGCCAAACAGCGGCUGACUGACAGCAGGAAGCUCCUGAAGAAACUCCGUCAACUGGCUGCAGAGCCGCAGAGUACAAUCCCAGAUGCUUUUAUCUGGUUACUGAACGGAAACAAGAGGCUGGCCUAUGUCAGGAUCCCUGCCCACUCCAUCGUCUUCUCAUUGGUCGAGGAGCAGAGGGGGCGGGACUGCGGCAAAAUCACCACACUCUACAUGAAGUCUCCUGGAGGCUCAGCGAUCGAGAUUUUUGCAAAGCUGGAGGUUUACCUGUGGCUCGGUAACGUUAAGUACAGCAAAGAUGUUAUCAGCGGCCUGCCGGAGGAGUUCACGCCAGUGUUUGAGGAGGAGUCGGAGGAGCAGAGGAGGCCCGGCAGCUCUCAGGGGAAGAGGGAGCUCCCCAUCAGUCUGUCCUGUCAGGACAGCAGAUACUUCCAGCUGCGGUGCCACCUGUACCAGGGGAGAGGCUUGCUGGCUGCAGACGAUGAUGGUCUGUCGGACCCUUUUGCCAAAGUGAUCUUCUCUACGCAGUGCCAGCGGACCAGGGUGUUGUCGGACACGGUGUCCCCCGCCUGGUGUGAGUGUUUGCUGUUUGACAGAGUUCUGCUGGAGGGAACAAGAGAGCAGCUGGAAGAAGACCCGCCCCUCAUCAUCAUCAAUAUUUACGACUACGACUCUGUGGGCCGACCGAAGCCUCUGGGACGAGCUUUUGCCGAGCCGCAGUUUAAAACAGUGGAGCAGCUCUACCAGAAGCCGCGACUCCGUUUCUACGACAUCAGUUUGGGACGCGUCCCGGCUGGAGAGCUGCUGGCCACCUUCGAGCUCAUCGAGCUGGACUACUCUGGGUUUGGAGAGCCCUGUCUUCCCAGCAGUGUGGAUCCUCAGAAACUCACCUACAUGGAGGAGCAGAAAUAUUAUAUCAUUCCAGACGGCAUACGGCCCGUUCUGAAGACCUUCAGGAUCGAGGUGUUGUUUUGGGGCAUGCGGGAUUUGAAGCGAGUGCAGUUGUUCGAGGUGGAGCGGCCCCUGGUGAGGGUGGAGUGUGCGGGAAAACAGCUGGAGUCGGAGGAGAUGGAAAGCUACAAGGCCCACCCCAACUUCAAAGAGGUGGUCGGCUACAUCGAUGUGGAGCUGCCGGAGCAGUCCUACCUCCACCCUCCUCUCACAGUGUUUGUGGUGGAGCAUCGGGCGUUUGGUCAGCUGGCCCUGGUCGGGUCGCACGUCGUCCAGAGCCUCAUGGACUAUGGUCCGAGGGUCGACGAGGAGCCAGAUGAGGAAGAGGAGAAGCCAAAGCCAAAAGUGAAGCAGAAUCCACCCAAGGACAACCCGUUGACUUCAAUGAAGAGCUUGAGACUCACCAGCCUGUCGGUCGCGCAGUCAGUGAUUCCCAUCAACCCCAUGAAGCUGGUUAAUGGACAUUUUCAAAAGCUGAAGAAGAAGAUAGAUGAGCUUGAGGAGGACGCGCCUGAGAAGGAGGAGCUGGACUGGUGGUCGAAAUAUUAUGCAUCAGUGGAGGAGCUGGAGAAGCUGGCAGCUGAGCAAGAAGAAAUGGAGGAACAGGGAGAGACUGAUGGAGGAAAUCUGAGCAUGAGGAACAUUGAAGAGGAGGAGGAGGAGGAGGAAAUAGUGGUGGUGGAGGUUUCGCCUCCCAAACGCAAGAAGAUUGCUACUCUAAAGCUGUAUACAGGGGAGCUGGAGUCCGAGUUCAGGCAGUUUCAGGACUGGCUGAAGAUCUUCCCACUCCAGAAAGGCAAGGCCAACUUCAAUGACGACGACGAUGAUGAUGAGGAGAAGGUUAUGGGCAAAUACAAGGGAUCUUUCAAGGUUUACCCAAUCGAUCUAGAAGACACAGAAAACCUGAAGUGUGAGAUCACCAAUGGAAUCCCCAGAAACACUCCGAUCAAAGUCUUAGUCCGCGUCUACAUCGUCAAGGCCACCAACCUGGCUCCUGCGGACUCCAACGGGAAGGCUGACCCAUACCUGGUCAUCCAGGUGGGAGAGCAGAGUCUGGACACCAAAGAUAGAUACAUUCCCAAACAGCUCAACCCGACAUUUGGAGAGGUCUUUGAACUCACCGUGUCCUUCCCACUGGAGACCGAGCUGCAGAUCAAGGUCAUGGACCACAACUUUGUUGGCUCCAAUGACGUGAUUGGCGAGACACGGGUUGACCUGGAGAACCGGUUCUACAGCCGCCACAGAGCCUCCUGCGGUCUGGCUCUGUACUAUGAUAUGGACGGUUACAAUGAAUGGCGUGAUGCAAAGCGGCCGUCAGCCAUCUUGGCAGAACUCUGCAAGGAGAACGGCAUCUCAUCUCCUGAAUACAGGACGUCUGUUGUGAAAGUCCUCAACAAAAUCUUCAAGAUACCACCCGAUGCCGUACCUGAAGCUCUGUUGAAGAAGAACAAGCGGACCGAAGAUGAGGAUACAGAGAUGGAGGAGCAUUCUGCCCUGAGUGUGCUGCACCGCUGGGGGGAGAUGAACGAGUUUCUCCCCGGAGCCCUUCCCCUGGUCCCGGAGCACGUCGAGGUCCGGUCUCUGCACAACCCGGACAGUCCUGGUCUGCCGCAGGGUUAUCUCCACAUGUGGGUGGACAUGUUUCCCACCGACGUUCCGGCUCCUCCUACUGUUGACAUCAAGCCGCGGCUUCCUGAACAGUAUGAACUGCGUGUGAUCGUCUGGAACACCGACGACGUGUUUCUGGAGGACGUGAACCCGUUCACAGGCGACCCGUCCUCAGACAUCUACGUGAAAGGCUGGAUUAAAGGACGCGAGGACAAGAAGCAAGAGACAGACGUCCACUUUAACUCGCUGACCGGAGAGGGAAAUUUCAACUGGAGAUUUAUUUUCCGCUUCGACUAUCUUCCUACUGAGAAAGAGGUGGUGUAUAAGAAGAAGGAGUCCUUCUUCUCUCUGGAGGAGUCAGAGUUUCGGCAGCCGGCUGUUCUCACCCUGCAGGUCUGGGACUAUGACAGAAUUGGAUCCAAUGACUUUCUGGGCUCCAUCGACCUCCGUCUCAAUGACAUGGUGCGACCCGCAAAGACAUCGAGCAAGUGCACGAUUAAAAUGGCGAAGGACCGGGCCAGUCCUCGGUUCUCCAUCUUUCGCGCCAAGAAGAUGAAGGGCUGGUGGCCGCUGAUCCGCCAGAAGACCGCCAAGGACUUCGAGAAAGAGGAGAAGGAGAGGGAGGAGGCCAUGAAGAAGGGCGGCAAGAAGAAAAAGAAGCGCAAAGACAACAGGAGCAAGUUGAGACCGGAGGACAUCCAGUACACCGACAGCUUGGGCAACACUUUCCUCUUGAUGGGAAAGGUGGAGGCGGAGCUUCAGCUGUUGCCGCUGGAUCAGGCGGAGGCCAAUCCAGUGGGUAAAGCCCGCAAAGAGCCGGAGCCUCUGGACAAACCCAAACGUCCCACCACCAGUUUCACCUGGUUCAUCAACCCGAUGAAGACCUUCGUCCACCUCAUCUGGAAAAAGUUCAAGAAGUACAUCAUCUCUCUGGCCAUCCUAGCUGUGCUUUCGGUCUUCCUGGCUCUGAUGGUCUACACUCUGCCGCAGCAAAUCACCGCCCUCAUCGUCACUGGAUGAAGAGACCGAAGGGGGGGUGUUCAUGCUCCUCAUGCUGAAACGUGCGAGUGUCAGAAAUACUCCUGUAAAUCUGUAAAUGAAAGCUUCGCUCUCACUGCACUGCAUUACACAGCAUCAUUAGUGGCGUCAACGCCAGCAACUGUUUUAUAUCAGAGUCCAUCGUCACUGAAGAGCUGAUUGGAAAAAAAAAGUGAUGUUAAGAAUCAGCUGAUUAAAUAUUUGCUUUCCAGUUAUUCUUCUUCUUUCCAUUCCAUGCAAUUAUAGUUUUUUUUCUCCAUAAAUUAACAUGCAUUACAAGAUACAGUCCUCACUGUUAUUUUGAUACUGUGACUUCAGUGCGUUGAAUCGUUUUGAUACCAGUGUGCAUCUCAAUGAAGUAGUGGUAGUAUUUUUUAUUUUUUUUUUUGUAUGGAAAAGUUAUCUCUGAAUGAAUGAAUAUAAUAUGAAACAGUCAAAUGACUAUAGUAACUACUGGAUUUAAUUCUUGAUGCAUCACCUACGUAUUCAGAGGCUGGAAUUGCUCGCCACAUUCUGUGAUUAACAUCAGAUCACUGAUUGAAAAUAACACUGGUUAGAUAUGCAAAAAUGUUUCUAGCUUGAAUUUCACUCAGAUGAAAAUUCAGCAGGAGACUGAUCAUAGAAGGUGGUUUCUGUCUCUACAGAUUUGUGAUCAGUUUAUCGCAGGAUUGUCCCUAAAGAUUCAUUCACCAAGUGAUUACUUAUUUAGGAAUAAAAUGAAGUACAUACAUCAUAUACCACAAUACUUUCCAAGUUGUUUUGAGUGACAUAAAUCAAAUCCAUUUGAAUCAAACAUUUAAAGUGGAAGUUGAUACAAGUACAAAUUUAAACCUUUCCUUCAUCAAUACAUUCCUCUUCUACGCUGCUUUUUCCAAAUUUCAUUUACAAAGCACUGCAGUGGAUUUCAAGUCAACAAAUGUAGACGGCGGGGAAGGAUCUCACCAAUUGUCGACUCGCCAAUAAACUUCAAGUGCAUGUUUUUGGGCCGUGAGAGAAAGCCCUCAUGUGCUCAGGGAGAACAUGCUGACUUCACUGGGAAUAUUGUCUCAGUGGUGUGAGCAUGCAAACCACUACUGCCCAACUUCUGUGGUUAUUUGAUGUUUUCUAAUGGUUUUUUAUGCUUCACCUGUGUUCUCAUAACUCUGCCAGAUCUGUUUUCUUCUGUUGUGGUUUUCCUUCUUCGUCUCGUUUUAAUAGUUUUCUGCUUUGCAGCGUGCAGGCCUGACAUGAAAACACCGCUUGUUGUUCAUGCACCGUCUCAGCUGCACUGUGUUCUGUUAUAUGUCCUUGUUUUUUUUUUCCUUCUUUACAAAUAAAUUAUGAGAUCAGCUUGUUCCAUUCAA
This is a messenger RNA of Salarias fasciatus (jewelled blenny), 7559 nucleotides long. RefSeq names its product fer-1 like family member 4 (gene fer1l4). Gene Ontology annotation, biological process: plasma membrane organization. The record is from RefSeq and is a predicted model, not a curated record. The transcript has 49 exons. Gene Ontology annotation, cellular component: membrane. NCBI's taxonomy places the organism in Eukaryota, Metazoa, Chordata, Actinopteri, Blenniiformes, Blenniidae. Bases 307 to 6198 code for a protein of 1963 amino acids.